AUACAAGUGAGCGUCAAGCUUGUACGAGGAAAACCUGUGAGAGAGAGAGAAGAGGGCGGGGACAGUCAACUACUCAGAGCGGAGGAUGAUUUUUUUUUUUUAAUCAUUCCUUGGUUUGGAAAAGGAGGAAGCAUCUCCAACUUCUGCCUCCGAAAAAAGAAAGAAAGAAAGAGUCAUUUGUGAGUCUGUGCUCGCUGGAGCGUAGUGCGCGCUCUUCGCUGGAGGAGAGGAGCAUCUGGAUAUUGCUGUGAGUUACCUCUUGCAGUUCAAGAUUUUUCCAGGAGUUGGGGGACGACAUUUAAAAAAAAAAACUGCCAUACUAGAGAGCAAGCUGUUUGCAACAAACAGAAAGGCGAGAGGGAGGAGAAACAGAACUAAAGGAGCGGAGAGAGGAGAGGUGACUUGGCCGAAGCGACAUGUUUGGCAUGUUUAAGAAUUCACUCUUCGGAAACACCGAGGAGACGGAAUAUAAGCUGCUCAGCAGCGAGACGAAGGAUGGAGUCAGCUUUGAGGUGCGACGGUAUGAUGCUGCUAAGUUUGCUGUUGUUUCCUCUGAGGGGCGAACCUUCGACCAAGUAACAGGAGAGCUAAUGAGGAAGCUGCUCAUGUAUAUUGGCGGAAGCAAUGAACAAGGUGAGGCCAUGGGUACAGCAGCUCCCAUCAUAAUGACAGUGUACCCGCGAAACGAUGGGGUUUUCUCUCGCCGCUUGGUGGUGGCCAUCCGCAUUCCCACCAGCUACCAGCAAGAACCCCCGACUCCCACCGACAGUGCCAUCAGGAUUGAAGAGAGGCCCGGCAUGACCGUCUACGCUCUGCAGUUUGGAGGCUUCGCAGGGGAGAGCGAGUACAGAGCAGAGGCCCUGCGUUUGACACGUACCCUGGGCGAGACGGCCCCCUUUCAGCGCAAGCAGUACUUCUGCUGUAGCUAUGACCCGCUCAGGCCUUACGGACGCAGAAAUGAGGUUUGGUUCCUACAGGAGGAGCCAUAGACGGUCAGAUCUCGUGCUAAAUUCUUUAUUCAUUUUCCUCACUUACAGUCAUGUAACCCUAAAACUGAGUUCGGGUGUUUACAAAAAGGGACAACUUGGGAUUCAGUGGAGUAGUAAUUUUUUCUCAUUUCAUGACAUUUUCUCUAAUUUAAAGUCAUGAAACUGGCCUAAAGUGACCGAACGCUUCAGAACAACUAUUUGGAGUUCUGCAAAGUAUGUUCAGCAAUUUAAUAUAAAAUAAAUUCCAUGAGUUCAAACAGCAUCCACACUGCUGCUCAGAUGUUUGGGGUUGAUUUAGAUUCAUCUAAGGCACCAUGCAAGCAAACAAAAAGGUCCUAUAUGACAAUUAAUGAUUAAUGAAAUCGUGCAUUAUUUAUGACUUUCAGUGGAACAUCUAUCUAGACCUAUGGUGGUCAGUGUUCUGCAACCAUCCAUUAGCACAUUUUGUUCUUUAAGUGAUAAUCAGGAAAAACUCGUUUUGUUUCACAGUUCAAUUGCAAGUGCUGAUUCAAGAAUCAACAGCAUUUGAGUGCUCGUUUCUUUUAAAAAAAAAAGGUUCUUCAAGCAGGAAACCAACAAAACCAAAGAUUGCAUAAAAAGGUGUGUGCUACUUCCUUAACAGAACAGAGCAAUGUGGUUUUAACUGGAGCAGUAAGAGAAGUGGAAGGCUCUGGUAAACGGCUGAGAAAGAGGCCCGCGGUGCCUGCAGUCUGACAAACAGAUGCCUCCAAAGUCCUCAGCUGGACAGUUUCAUUAAGUGAUUUUUUUUUUUUUCAACAGAUGAAUCCAAAACAACUUUAUUGAUCUUCAUCGAUUCUCUAAUCAAAGAGGAGUUCUGAUGAUGAUGGUGGCUGCUGAAAAUGGGCCUCUGUGUCUCUACACAGAUAUUGCAUUAAAAAUCAUUAAGCACAUUGAAAAUAGACAGAAAACAUAAAACUGAAGUGUUUUUCUUUACAAAAAUUUCCUAAUGAUCACCAAACAUUUUCUCCAAGAUGGGGAGGGUACACUCACUGUCCACUUUAUCAGAUCUGUUCAACAGAUUGCUGGUGCAAAUAUCUAAUCAGCCAAUCACAUGGGAGCAACCUUAGUAGAAUUGUGCAUCCCCAUUGGCCUCCACCAUCAUCAGAUGUCAAUCCAACAGUCUUUGGGAUGAGGUAGAACAAAAGAUUCACAUCAUGGAUGUCAGGCCAGCAAAUCUGCAGCAGCUGUGUGAUGCUGUCGUGUCAUUAUGGACCAAAAUCUCAGAGGAACGUUUCCAGCGCCUCGUUUAAUCAGUUGAGUGCAAAAGGAAAUCUAAGCUGGUAGUCGGGCGUAGCAGUGAGUGUAGAUCUAAAAGAAAUUACUGUUAAAUAAAUUGGAAAGUUACUGGGAUUUUUUUAUAGGCAUAAGACUGGAUGAUCAAAUCUAAAUCCAAACAAAUCAGUCUCGUCGUUUCCUUUUGGAUUUCUGUGUUUGUCCUUGAAGGUAUAUAAAGUCUCAGUAGCGCUCCUGUCUCCAUGAGUACACAUGCUCCACACGUUCAUGCUAGUUUACAACUUAGCGAUGACUACAAAGAAAUGUAUAGCAUUAUUUAACGUACAUGGUAGUAAAAACCACACAUCCUUUUCCUGAGUAAGGAACUGGAAAAAACAGGAGUUGAGCCAUAAAGUAGAAUUAAUGUUCAGUCUCUGUGAGUGAAACCUAGAUACAUAGCCACUGGUGUCGAUCUAAACUCUGUGAUUAUGCAUUGGUCCUGAAAGCAUUUGUGUGUAGUAAAUAUGUUGUUUUAUUGCAGUGCAUGAUAAUGCAAUCAUUACUUAUUAAGAUAUUUAAACUGUGUUAUGUGUACAGUGUGAUUCUGUGAUAAAACUGACCAUAUUGUUCAGAUUUGACAGUGUUUAAUAAUCUAAUAAAUAUAUUAUUUAAUUAGA
Pundamilia nyererei is the source of this 2899-nucleotide messenger RNA. RefSeq names its product heme-binding protein 1. The transcript is spliced from 4 exons. NCBI's taxonomy places the organism in Eukaryota, Metazoa, Chordata, Actinopteri, Cichliformes, Cichlidae. The record is from RefSeq and is a predicted model, not a curated record. Gene Ontology annotation, molecular function: heme binding. The coding region runs from base 417 to 989 and encodes 190 amino acids.